AUGGCCACGUUGAUACACAAAAUUUCCAUUAAUGAAAAUUCAUUAAUAAUCGAUGUCUUUGAUAGAACAGAUGGAAAUAUUCGAAUUGAAGACAAUGGCCGAGUGAUCAUUCAUGAUCAGUCAGUCCAUGAUUCAGCAGCUCGUGGUAGAUGUGAAUAUUCUUCGGGACAACAGCGGUUUCGAUUUAAAAUUGAACAACUUGAUGGCAACAAAUGGGCUUUUUUUGGAAUUGUAUCAAAAAAUGCUGCUAUUCAGCGACAGUCAUACUACACUCUCACUACUUAUGGUUGGGCCGGACGAAAUCAAGUCUACUUAAAUGGUGUUCAGAACAUCGGACAUUCCGAGAACAAUACACCAACUGAACAUGCUAUUCUCAUUCAUGAUUAUGUGCGUGACUCAAUACCAUUUGGAUGGAGUGGUCGAUUUUGGAAUGAAACUGCUUCAGAUGUCAUUAAAACAGGUCGAGGAUUUUGCAAUACAAAAUCAUCUUUAUUUGCUGCUUUGUUGCGAGCAGUUGGUAUUCCUUGUCGAUUACAAUUUGUCGAUAUCAAUACGCAAAUCUUACAUGGCUUAGUAGAUCCGAGCAUAACAUAUGAAUUGCAUACAUAUACAGAUUUUUUUAAUAUAGAACAGCAACGUUGGUGCCAUGUUGAUAGUUAUAUUGUUGAUACUGCACUAGUAUCAGCAGCUAAAGAAAAACUAGUUCAGGAAAACACAAUAAUCGGCUAUGGUCUUCAUCGAGAUGGUCAAAGUGAAUGGAAUAGUAUUGACAACACAUUCAUUCAGUACGUUACAAAUAGUGAACAGAAUGAAAAACUCGAACGACCAUUAACAAUACAUAAAUAUGGACAUUUUGCUGAUAUUGGAGCUUUUUAUGAAGCUGCUGAUCAACAUGGAGUUCAAGAUCGAUUAAGCAAUCGAUUGUUCAAAUGGAUAUUUCCUUUGCUAAUUAUGCCAAGAAAUCGAGCUGUUGAAAAUUUGCGGAAACGAUAG
Messenger RNA from Rotaria sp. Silwood1, 993 nucleotides. The record is from the annotation of a GenBank genome assembly. Lineage: Eukaryota; Metazoa; Rotifera; Eurotatoria; Philodinida; Philodinidae.